Messenger RNA from Nycticebus coucang (slow loris), 2317 nucleotides. It is a transcript of the gene NXT2, whose product is annotated as nuclear transport factor 2 like export factor 2. The record is from RefSeq and is a predicted model, not a curated record. The transcript is spliced from 5 exons. Bases 171 to 599 code for a protein of 142 amino acids. Lineage: Eukaryota; Metazoa; Chordata; Mammalia; Primates; Lorisidae. Gene Ontology annotation, biological process: protein import into nucleus. Gene Ontology annotation, cellular component: nuclear pore central transport channel.
GCCUCCUUUCCGAUAGCCUAAGGCUCUAGCGGGUAUCGCGUUUUUUCAUUUGUCUUCCCGGCUUUGGCUCCGCCUCCUACAGCAAUUGGACCCUUUCCGUGCGAAGUAGCCGGUCACGUCACGACGUAGUGACUGCUCCACUGGCGGAACACGCCGCUGCGGGUUCCCCAAUGGCUGCGUCUGUGGAUUUUAAAACUUAUGUAGAUCAGGCAUGUAGAGCCGCCGAGGAAUUUGUCAAUAUUUACUAUGAGACAAUGGAUAAAAGAAGACGAGCACUAACCAGGCUGUAUCUGGAGAAGGCCACCUUAAUAUGGAAUGGAAAUGUUGUUACAGGGCUGGAUGCCCUGACUAAUUUUUUUGAGAUGUUGCCUUCCAGUGAGUUCCAGGUCAAUAUGUUAGAUUGCCAACCAGUUCACGAGCAAGCUACCCAGUCCCAGACUACAGUUCUUGUUGUGACCAGUGGAAUAGUGAAAUUUGAUGGAAACAAACAACACUACUUCAACCAGAACUUCCUGCUGACUGCUCAGUCCAGUCCUACCAACACUGUGUGGAAGAUUGCAAGUGAUUGCUUCCGUUUUCAAGAUUGGGCUAGUAGUUAAGGGAGGGAGUCCAUUCUCCUUUCAUCCAUUAGUUCCAGCAACACAAAUUUAUGUGAAAUUCAUUCAUUUUAUUGUAGAAGCAUUCUAAACUAGUAUGUGAUAAGAUAAAAUUAAUUUCUUUAAUUUUUUUAUUCCUGGCAGCACCUUUUCUAGCAGCUGCCAAUUUGAAUCAUUGCCCUUAAGAGCUUUAAUGCUAGGUUUUUACAUGCCUUAUCUACAUUCUAGUAAUGGCAUUCUUAAAGUAAUAUCAAAUACAUGAUUUUGGUACUAACAUUCUCACUGUGAAACCAGCCUAUAACAAAAAUAAAAUCCUUUUAUGAUGCUGUCUAUGAGAUAUUAGCACAACAUAGUUGUGAGAGGAAGUGGAGCUUUUUUGGUUAUCAGGUUAAUUGUAUAGUUUUGAAAACACUUGUCUGUUUUCAGUUAACACUGGUAAUGCAGUUUUAAUAUAUGGCUUUUUCAAAUCAAUGCAAACAGUACAAAUUUAGAUUUAUGCAACUACUCUGACAUAUUGGACUUACAUAUAGAGAUAUCUAGUAGUCUUUUGUCAUAUUAAAUUUCUCAUGUUGGCAUGUUUUCUUAUGACAUAAAUUAAAUCAAGUACAACUGUAAAAUAUUCUCAGUUGAUACCUGAAUAUUGGGUACAUUUGGUGGCUUAAAAGCAAAUCUUUGUCAAAAGAUUUUUCUUGGCAGCUCUAUGUCUAUAACUGUAGGUGAUGAAUGAUUGUAGAACUAAUAGCUUUAAUGGGAGAAUUGGAAAUAAGACAUACAGAAAUCGAAGGUUGAGGCCAGAUGGUAAAUUCUGGGUACAUACUUUCUACCUCCUAAAAAUGUAGCUUAUUUUCAGGAUUUAAACCACUUAAGUUAAUAGGUAUCCUUGUCAAAUGAUCAUGAGUGUCACUUUUGUUCUAAGAAUUAUUUUUUUAAGAUCUUUCCACUUGACCUCAUGCUUGUCACCAAUGUUUGUCUCAUUUAUUCAAGAACUUAUGGGGGUAAAAUGUCAGCAUAAACCUAACCUUGUAACAGGGUCUAACACAGAAGUUGGAAACAAAGCCAUUGCUCUCUCUUUGUGACACCCUUAACUUCUAAGUCUUCCAUGUGAAUUUUUAGGCCUAAAGUCUUCCUAUGUUUCACACCCUGCCCCCCGCCAAGUAAGUGUUUUUUCCCCCUUGUUUUCUAUUGUCAACUUCAGUAUGUUUUCCUUAAUUUUUUAGAUUAAUUACUUAAUUUUAUGAUUUGUUCUUCCAUAAGGCAUUGAGCAAGUAGAUCUGUUUUAAAACAUCAACAUCUUCUACUAUGUGGCUAAGUCACUGUCUUUUUAAAGAGAAAAUGGAGAAACAGCACAUCUUCAUGAUAAACUUAACAAAUUGGUUAAUUUUAUGUCUCAACUUCUAAAGAGAAGAAAACAAGCUUUACUUUCUGUUUAAACUUUUAAUAUCUUUUCCAUUUUUUAAAGUUCUUAAGCUAGAUAAGCCAGUUUUAUUUUUACAUUGCAACCAAAAUCAAUGUUUAUUACCACUUAAUUUUAAAACCAAUAAUUAAUUGUGUUGCCCCAAACUAUAUACUAUAUUUUUAUAUAGUAACACAAUAGAAUUAGAAUAAGAUAAAGGGGUAGAACUGAUGAAAUUUAAACUACACUUUCUUGUAGCACUGAUCAAAAUUUACAUAUUAUAUUCAACUAAAAGUGAGCUUUUUAUUUAGGAUUGGUUUUCUAAAAU